AUGUGGUUUAGCAGGACAAUGCUGAUGUUAACAGUAAUGAGAUGGAAGAAGAUGUAAAGGUACUGAUGAAGGUAGAUUCUACAGUACAAGAGUCAUUGCUGUCUGAAGUGAUUCCUGAUCCUAUGGAAGGAGAACAGACAUGGCCAACUGAGGAGGAGCUGAAGGAAGCAGAAGGUCAGUCUCUCCUGUUCCAGUGACUGUUUGUCUUUGACGUAUAUAAAAUAAUUAACAGUAUCACCUACUGGGUUACUUACUAGAACCUGAAUUAACUGUGGAUUGGACGGCAAAUUGCAACAAUAACUGAUGUAAAAAUAAAAUAUACAUCUCUGCUAUAACCACAGCCUGGCUGUUUUAGUCUGAGUUUAGUGAAUGGCCCUGUAAGAUCAGAUAUUUAGAGGUGAGAUGCCAAAUAAUGAUCAAAAUAUAGCACCGUUUUAGGAUUCAUGAUUGCAAUUUCAUUAACCUGCACUAUAUGGAUAUAAUAAAGAUAUCUCCCAAGUAUAUCUGAAAAUCUGAUCUUUUCACAGAAAGAUAUUGAUAUUGGUAAACUCAGUUUGGUUCCCCUCCCCCUCUGUAGAUUCUUUAAAGGCGAACACAAAGAUUGUAAAGAAAGUUCCAAAAGGGACAUCCGCAUACCAAGCUGCAUGGAUCCUGGAUGAUGAGGAAGACCAUGGAGACGAUGAAAGUGAAGAUUAUGAUGAUGAUGAUGACAUGGAAGGAGAACAGGCAGAUGCUAUUGAUGAAGAUUUAUCUGAGGUAUUGAAGCCAUUAUUGUAUUAACAUCUCUGCGUUGGUUUGUGAACCACAGGAAAAAAACAAACAGAUCUACACGUGCUGUUAAUGUUACUAGUGCCAGCACUACAUACUGACUGGUCAUAUGGAGUUUAGAAGACUCUGUAUGACCAAGAGGAACUGACAGAAGAAGCCUAUGAGAACUUUGUGUUUGAGAUAAAAUAUCUGAAAAUAGUCCCUGUGUAUUUUUGAUAGGAUGAAGAUGGAAGUAGUAACGAAGAGCCAGAGGAAAGUGAAACACUAACUAUCCCAGACAGUACGCGGGAUGAUAAAUAUGAUGAGAACCUUGAUGAAGAAGAAGAAAAGCAGAUGCUGGAAAGAUACAAGCUGGAACGCCAAGAUGAGUUGUUUCCUGAUGAAGUGGACACACCCCGCAACCAGCUAGCUAGAAUCCGGUAAGAAGUGAUUUUUAGGAUUCACAGAACUGUAGAAGGGUGUUUUUGUUUGUUUUUUGUAACAGUAUGUAUUGAGGUUUUAUUUAUGUAUGUAUAUUAUCUUGUCAGGGAACUUUGCAAAAUUCACAAAGAUCCUCCAUCGGGCAAAACCUCUUCAGCACCAGGAGCCAACAUCACUGCUGUACUCUUGUCCAUGCACAAACGUACAGCAUUGAGGUCGAUGGCGGAUCCUGUGAUCCCUGCAGCCUUCACUGGUGGGUGGGAGGUGAUACUGCCGUUUUAAGGUGUACGACCAUAAAUAUCAAACAUUGAACUUCAUUAGCCACCAAAUUGCCAGUCAGUCUUAGAUGUUCACCAGCAACAGCAGUGUCAUAGCUUGUGCCCAGCAACUAAAAUUUACAAACUUUACCUACAUCCCUAUAUCUAACCAACAAGGCAGAUUAACUCCUUCAUUGCCACCAUACAUAAUAACCCAGAGUUUAGUGCUUGUGGCUUUUAUAUAUAAAUUAUUUAAUCAAUUUGUCUGAUUUUAUUGCACACAAGUAGAAUCUAAAGGGAAACUAAGUCCAGCGCUGAUGUCCCUCGAUCUCCGCUCCUCCCCCGCCAAAGUCAGCUGUUAGGGGAGACAUAAUGUGCAUGCGCGGCAAUGGCUGCAUUUGUGGGCCUACAGCUGUUACAAUUUUCCCAAUUUUCAUUGCUGUUAGAAGCCGCAGAUAGAAAAGACACAGGGAUAUGGAUCUAAAGAACCAAGUUGUGGUGAUUUGGAGCGUACAUUUAUAGAACAGAUACCUUAUCAUUCUGACUUUGUGUCCCUCUUCUUGCUGGAUAUAUUAUUAGGUGGCCUUUUACUGUUGGAUCAAGUUGAUUGAAAAACCUGUUUUCAUGUACACUGCUUUUGUUUAGCUGUCCUUGUAAUUUGCAAUACUUUGAAAGACUAUAAAUCUCUAAAAAUGAAUCAAGUUAUCAUCUCUAUAAAAAAAAGUAUGUAAGACUGUGAUGGUUUUGACUCCCCUCUCACCUUGUAAUUCCCAAUUUAUUUGUUCAUUGUAGGUUUCAGAAAUAUCGCGGCUUGAAAAGUUUUCGCACAUCACCAUGGGAUUCCAAAGAGAACCUUCCUAGAGACUAUGCGCGUAUCUUCCAGUUCCAUGAUUUCUUCAGGACCAGGAAGCGGGUCUUCAGAGAUUUGGAGGACGAGAAUGAGGGGGCCAUGGUAAUUGCACUCUGCAGCAGUCGCAGCUAAGUCUUGACGCACCAAUAAAAACUUUAUAGGAAAGCACAUCCAUUAUAUCUAGCUUGCAAAAGAUUGGCCAUCACUGCUGUAAAGUAUUUAUAUCUACCAAUAUCCCCCUUUAUAAAUAAAAUGAGACCAGUAUGUCUGCCUACUGCUUAUUACAAUAAUAUGAACUUUGAUAAUAUGCAGAUUAGCUAACAGAUUUUGCUUAUCUUCAGGUUGGUUGGUAUGUCACAGUACAUAUCAGCGGGGUUCCUGUGUCCGUUAUGGAGCAAUUCGCACAAGGAGGACCCCUCGUCCUAUGUUCACUUCUUCCCCACGAACAAAAGGCAAGUAUAUUUGGUACAAUUUAUAUUUGAUUCAUGAAGCAAUAUCUACAUUUUAGAUGGCUUCCAAAUGUACCUGUUAUAUUCAUAUUUUGUUUUUUUAUUAAAUUUUGACGAGUAGAGAAUACUCAAUAGAAGAGUAGAUUCCAGUCUAUAAGUAAGCGGUAUAGGCAGAUAAUUGGCAACCAAACAUAAGCAGAGUUACUCAUAUACAGUUUUUUAUUCAAAUUUAGGAAAAAACAUAAAUAUAAUAUAAUAAACGAGUAGAACUCCCUCCUUCUCUUGAAUGAUCUAAAAGACUAACAUCCUGACACACACGGCAUAAACAAAAAAAAAAAUCUAAAGAAAAGUCCAAAGCUUUAAAUACAAGUACACAAACACUAAGACAAACAUGUACUUUUUACGUUCUUGGCUGUUCUGUUAAUAUUUUUAUACAUUUAUAGUGCCUAGACUACACCCCUCUCCUCGGUGACAAAGCUUUUCUUAUAAGUACCUAUAACAUGUUGAGAAGCCACAGCCCACUUAUAUUGUGCGAGUUAUGUUCAGUCCUUUGCAGGAGCUCUGCUCUGAGCCAGGUAGUGAGUGGUGCUGAAUCAGGGCACACUUUACACUUGCAUUGUGAAGGCAUUUCACUCAUUGGGAUGAAUAGGUCUAUUCUACAAGCACCUGCUGGCACUCAGAGUUCAGGUUAUGAAGCAAUCUGUAUUUUGUGUAUCGUAAAAAAUGUAAUUGUUUUAAAAAUUCUUCUUUUUAUUUAUUUUUUUAGAUGUCUGUCAUUAAUAUGGUGGGAAGAAGAUACCAGGGCAACAGUGAACCCAUCAAAGCUAAAGAAGAGCUGAUAUUCCAUUGUGGAUUUAGGCGAUUCCGGGCAUCCCCUCUAUUCUCCCAGCAUACAUCUGGUAUGAAAAAAAUCAUAGCAAUAUACAGGAAAACAACUGUAUUUAUUUUCUGCUAUGCAAUGGUAUAUUGUGUCAUGUGGCAAGACUUAUCGUACAGUACAGAGUAAUCAUGCACAUUUCUUAUUACUGUUUGCGCAAUACUUCUUGUCUUUCAUGUAACUGGACUAAUGGAAAUUUGGCAAGUGUUAUGUGAUUAAACCACAUUUCUAUGAUGUAGCUAACCUCUCCUGUGUAGCAUGAUUCUGAAUUAGGCACUAAUAAUACUUUUUAAUUCAUGAUUUGAUGACUUCCCUCUUUCUUUCUCCAGCUGAUAAACACAAAUCUGAACGUUUCAUGCGGUCGGAUACAUCUGUGGUAGUCACUGUUUAUGCUCCAAUUAUAUUCCCACCAGCAUCAGUGCUUAUGUUUAAGCAGAGAAAUAAUGGUAAGUAUGGGACAAGUGCAUGUGGCUGGGAGAUAUUUCAUGGAAGUUUCCUAGCAUUACCUUUUUAAUGGAUUUUUUUUUCUUCUUCUGUUAGGAAUGCAUGAUCUGGUGGCCACAGGUUCUGUUUUAAGUGUUGAUCCAGAUAGAAUUAUUAUCAAGAGAAUUGUAUUGAGCGGCCAUCCAUUUAAAAUCUUGACAAGAACAGCUGUGGUGCGGUACAUGUUCUUUAAUAGAGGUAUGUGUCUUCCUAUUUAUGCCACAACUACAAUGUUAUAUACGGGUGAAUUCCUCCAGCUGAAUGCAUGUAGGUUAGAUUUUACUUUCAAUGCUGUAUGCGGGUUACUCUGUCAGUGGUGUUUCCAAACCAGUCUUUAAGGCACGCUUACCAGUCCAGGAUUUAGGGAUUACCCAGUUGACUAAGGCGUUUUUAGAAAGAAAGAAAAAAAACGCCUUGACUCAACUGGGUACUCUGUAAAUACUGGACAGCUCGGUGUGCCUUGAGGACUGGUUUGGAAAUCACUGCUCUACGCCCUAUAGCCAUUUUCUGCUUGGAAUGCUGCCAACACAGAUGUCAUUUUUCUGCCACGGUAUAACUCUGCGUCUAGCAGCUGUCAGGCAGCCUAGAGCAAGAGUUCCAAAUUGCCUAUGUCAAUAUUCUGCUUAUUUUGUGUUUAUCUUCAGCACACACACACGCCAUGAUGACAGUUAAUGCACAGCAUUUUCACUGGCAGGGAGUGCGCUGUGAAUGCUCCUAUAAAUUAACUCUCCCACGCAAAGAAGCCCCUCCCCCAAUCUGACCAGCAUCCGGAAGUCCCCCUCUCUCAUGGAUGGAGCCUAGCCCCGUGAGAGCUUAUUUACUGGCUUGUAACAAUCCAGUGCUUCUCUGUGAUAAGUAAUGAUUUGAAUUAUUGAGCCACCAGCUGUCCAAUCAAAUGCUUUUUAAUGUGACACUACCUAGAAUGAUGACAAGAGUUUGAACUGAGUAGAAAAGGGUGGGCAUCUGCAUUAAAGGACCACUAUAGUGCCAGGAAAACAUACUUGCCCCCACCCUCAGGGUCCCACUCCCGGGGCGCUGAAGGGGGAGGAAGGGGUUAAUCCCUUACCUUUUUUCCAGCGCCGGGCUCCCUCGUUUCAGUUUCAUUGAGCUAAAGUGGUCUGGGUGCCUAUAGUGGUCCUUUAACUGCAAAAAAAACUCACCAAAACAGUUCUGCCAUUAACAUCACCCAAUAAUUUUGGUCUUUAUGGAAGAAAAACGUAUUUUUUAUAUUACCUAAAAAUAUGCAUUUACUAACCUAGCGUUUUCUUUUACUAUAUGUCAUGGUUGUUAAAGGGCAACCAGGAAGUGACUAAAAAGUAAUGUAUAUUUCUGUCUUUUCAAAAGACGUUUGAUUUAAUUAUGACUACUACUGAAAAAGUUAUAUUAUUUAAAACCUGAACUUGCCUGGUUACAUGAAUCUGACAUCCACAGAUUAUACUGUAUAGAUGACAAGUUUACUUUCCGGUAGGUAGGAUUUUUUUCCCCUGUAUAUAUUAUAGUUGCAAAAUACCCAACUAAUGUAUGGCUUAGAUGGAUUUGGGAAACAUUCACAUUUUGUGAGUUGUUAUGGCGUUUGAGCUGUAGUAUUCCACUUGCUGCUAGCAGAAUGGAUAAGUGAAGUGUUCUUUCCUGUACAAAAACAGUCAUGUUUGUAAUCACAUAUACACUUUAAGUGGAGUGUGUAUAUUUGUUUAGUCUUAAAAGCUAUUUUCACUGAUCGGUUUGUUUUACUGCAGCUGUUUGAUUCUUAUUUUAGGUCUAAAUACAUAAAUGUAUAAAACACAAAUAUCAAACUAUAUUAGCUUUAGCUGAUAAAUUGUGAUCAUUCUGUGUUUCGGUUCAUUGUCACUAAACAUGAUACAUUAUUUUUGCAGAGGAUAUCCUAUGGUUUAAACCAGUGGAACUGCGUACCAAAUGGGGUCGGAGGGGGCAUAUCAAAGAACCUCUCGGUAAGUAGCAUAAAUGCUUCCGUGUUUUGAAAUGUAUAGAAUAAUGUUAAAACUUUUCAAAGUCGGAUAUGAUCUACCUGUGUCGCCUUUGGAGAUGUAAGCAAUAAAAAGCUGUUCUUGCUUCCUUCAGGAACACACGGCCAUAUGAAAUGCCUUUUUGAUGGGCAGCUAAAAUCACAGGACACAGUGUUAAUGAACCUGUACAAACGUGUGUACCCCAAGUGGAAUUAUGAUCCAUAUGUUGCUCCACCAGUGACCUGGGUAAAGAACGAGAACACAAUUGAACCUUCUGAGGUGGAAAUGGACUAAUCUACUGAUUGAAUACAUGCUAUAAAAAGACUUCUCUGUGCCUUGAAUGAGUUCCAUGUCUGAAAUUUGUAUUUAUUUGAAAAGUUGAGAGUGACAUGUGAAUUAUAAAAUAUAGAAACAAAUGGAACUGCCUUAUUUGAUUUGCUUGUAGAUCAGAAAAAUAACUUCUUUAUAUUCGUGAAUUUCGGAGAAAACACAUAACAGGUCAUCUUCUAUUUUCCAUUUCCUGAGGCUUCAGCAUGCCGAUAGUGAUACUCUAACAUUGUUUUAUCUUGAUUUACUAGAGUUCCUGCCUCACCCUUUACUGCUAAACCUGCUUCCAUACCCAGUCUGCACUCCCCAGGUCUAGGUUUCCUCCACACAGCACCACACAUAUGUUUUUCAGAUCACUUGCAGCUUCUUGGAAUCUACUAGAGAGAACCGUAGCCAAACCCAAUCCCGCAGUGGGUUCAAUCAACAGCUUCAUUCUUUCCCAUACCAAGAGUGUGGCAGCCUGUAUGGUGGACAGAGAGUUCAGGAAACUGGUAUUUUUAAAACCAAAACAUUGAAAAAUAAAACAGUCAAUAUCCAACUACUACACCAUUAAAUACCUAGAAUACUGCAGGUUGCUAGGGUUUAUUCACUAACUGAUUGAAGUUAAGUUGUAGGUGAAAAUACCCAAGUACUAAAGUGGAUAAAGAAGAUCUCAAACCCUACCGGUAUGGAGGUAUAAUUAUGACUUGGUGCUAGAAUUAAAAAAAAAAAUACAAAACUGGUGAUCCAAAGGUUUUUUUCAUUACAUUCACACUAUUUGUUAUUAAAGAUUUACGACUGUUUGUUACCUUAAUCUCUUCUUCAGUGACUACAAACACAUCAUCCACCAAGUCUCGGAUAACUGGCCAUGUGUUAGGGCCGAUGCUAGUUUUCACACUGUCUGCUAUGGUGUUUGGAGGGCUGAGGUUAGGAGUCAGAGUUCCGUUCAUUUUUGAGCGAUAGCAGUCAUCUGCAUUAAGAGGUUCUGCUGCAAAUAUCUUCACUUUUGGUUUGAUUGCCUGUAAAAAGUACCAGUGAGCAGAAUAUGCAAAGGAAUAUACUGGAUAAAAAAUAAGAUUUUGGAGAAAAGCUUUAGGAAGUUUAGG
Molecule: messenger RNA, 7480 nt
Organism: Pelobates cultripes (western spadefoot toad)
Lineage: Eukaryota; Metazoa; Chordata; Amphibia; Anura; Pelobatidae
Source: the annotation of a GenBank genome assembly